AUGUACAGGACUGUGCUGCUAUGUCUCUUGCUCUUCGCUGCCCUCUGUCGGACGGAGGGGGCGCUGCAGGCCAGGAAGGCACAGAAGACCAAGAGCUCCCGUAGCCCGGCAAAUGUUGCCAUGAAUGCACCUGUUGCACGUGGUGGAGUCCCCGUUCCAGGUAUCAUGUUCACCUAUAAGCCUCUUCCCUGUGCUAACACAGGUAUCAUGUUCACCUAUAAGCCUCUUCCCUGUGCUAACACAGGUAUCAUGUUCACCUAUAAGCCUCUUCCCUGUGCUAACACAGGUAUCAUGUUCACCUAUAAGCCUCUUCCCUGUGCUAACACAGGUAUCAUGUUCACCUAUAAGCCUCUUCCCUCUCCUAACACAGGUAUCAUGUUCACCUAUAAGCCUCUUCCCUCUCCUAACACAGGUAUCAUGUUCACCUAUAAGCCUCUUCCCUGUGCUAACACAGCUAUCAUGUUCACCUAUAAGCCUCUUCCCUCUCCUAACACAGAAAGACGUCAACGUCCGUCUUUUGGCCACAAGGACAGGAAGCUGCCUCAAAGUUCAGCCAGGAGGGUGUGGACCGCAGCCAGAUUCAGACCUCUGACACAGGCGCUGUCGGCUGUCGCUGUGAAGCGCGUAACAAGAGCGGUCAGGGAGGAGGAUGAGGAGGAUGAGGAUGCAUCUGUGAUAGCGGGAGGGGGGAGAGACAAUGUGACGAUGACAAAGGAGGGGAAGUUUCAGAGGGACAGGACUGAGCUCGUGGGUGUUGGCAGUGAUUCUGAAGAUGAAGAUGAUGAUAAUGAUGAUGAUGAUGGUGAUGAUGACGAUGAUGAUGUUGAUGAUGACAAGGAUGACGACGAUGACGAUGACGACGAUGAUGAUGAUGAUGAUGAUGAUGGUGAGGAGGUUGUGGCGGAGGUUGGUGACCCUGCUGUCGGGUCUUAUGCUCCCCCCGCUGAGGGGCGUGGCCUAACAGAGUCCAUGCCCAUUGGCUGUCUGCUGUCCGAGUCAGUAAUCGCCUGCAGGAAGGCUGGCCUGAUGGACCUGCCAGUCCUCACGGACCCCAACAUCAAAGUGCUCGACCUGUCAAAGAACCGGAUUCGACACAUCCCCCCUGAGGGCCUUGCGGGCCUCCCCAGCCUAGAGUGGCUGGACCUCAGUAAGAACAAGCUGACCGACUCAUCUCUGAGCACAAACCUGUUCAAGCGCCUGACCAAGUUGAAGAGGCUGAACCUGGAUGGGAAUGAGCUGACCAAAAUCCCACUACUGCCCCCAUCCCUGGAGGAGCUCAAAAUGAACGACAACAAAAUCAUCACUUUAACUCCACGGAGCUUUCCAGGUCAGUCCCAGCUGCUGAGGCUGGAGCUGGAGGAUAACCGUCUCGUGGAGGGGAGCAUCUCUCCGGCUGCAUUCCGGCCCCUCCGGCACCUCCUGUUCCUCAAACUGGACGAGAACAAGCUUCGCUCCGUCCCCCCCGGACUGCCCCCGACCCUGCUGGAGCUGCGUCUGUCAGAGAACAAACUUGAGAAGCUGCAGGAUGGGGCCCUGAACCGGACCCGCAAACUCAGGGCGCUGGACCUCAGCCACAAUCACAUCCGAGAGGACCGCAUUGGCCCCAGAGUCUGGAAACCCCUGAAGAAGCUGGAGGUGCUGGACCUGUCCCACAAUAAGUUGCUGCUGGUUCCCCCCCUGCUGCCCCCCACCCUGCGCCUGCUCUCCCUGCACCGCAACCAGAUCCAGCGCCUGCCGGCUAACGUCUUCGGCCACAUGAAGCCCGGCCUGGAGGCUCUGAGCCUGUCCCAUAACCACCUGCGGGACGACGGGCUGACCGCCUUCUCUUUCCUCGGCCUGCACCGCUCCCUGGCCAAGCUGUACCUCGAUUCCAACCAGCUGCGCUCCAUCCCUCCUGGCCUGCCACUGCUCAAGGCCCUGCAGCUGCUGAGACUCGACAACAACCUCAUCAGGGUCGUCCCUCAGAGUGGGCUGUGUGACUCGCAGGUGCAGGAUGGGUCUCCCCUGGAGACUCUUCACCUGGAGAAUAACCUGAUCCAUCGGCACCUGGUCCCGGCCUCAGCCUUCUCCUGCCUGAGGCCCUCGGCCACUGUCCUGCUGGAGCCCCAGAGCAACGAGCAGCGGGCAUAG
Messenger RNA from Conger conger (European conger), 2130 nucleotides. RefSeq lists its product as uncharacterized. Gene Ontology annotation, molecular function: protein binding; heparin binding; collagen V binding. The coding region runs from base 1 to 2130 and encodes 709 amino acids. NCBI's taxonomy places the organism in Eukaryota, Metazoa, Chordata, Actinopteri, Anguilliformes, Congridae. Gene Ontology annotation, cellular component: extracellular matrix. Gene Ontology annotation, biological process: positive regulation of cell-substrate adhesion; extracellular matrix organization. The record is from RefSeq and is a predicted model, not a curated record. The transcript has 12 exons.